AAUAGCUCAGGUCCCCACCUUAGAGGCUGCCUUGGCGAUGGUGGGUGGCAACCCUAGUGGAGGGUACGCCUGCUGCAAUAUUGAUCUAAAUAACCAGGGUCGCCAGGUCCGUGAGGGCCAGAACUACUCAGCUGAGGCUGUGAUUAGGAUUCCGAGGCGCCGUUCCUCACAAAGGCGGCGGCGCACCACAUUCAAAUUCACACUGUGGCAGGUGGAGGAAAUGGAAAAAUUGUUCAAAGAAACCAAGUACCCAGAUACGCUGGCCAGGAAGGAACUUGCACAAGCUUUGAAUAUUCCUGAAGUCAAAGUGAAGACAUGGUUCAUCCAUCGGAGAGCAGAAGAGAGGAAGAGAGAGAGAGGUCUGUAGCAUUACAGAGCAUAUCUCCUCGUAUUGAAAGGGUCAUUCUCCUUAGGGAAAGGGAGGACUAUCCCUAG
Peromyscus maniculatus bairdii (prairie deer mouse) is the source of this 435-nucleotide messenger RNA. The record is from RefSeq and is a predicted model, not a curated record. Lineage: Eukaryota; Metazoa; Chordata; Mammalia; Rodentia; Cricetidae.